This is a messenger RNA of Lates calcarifer (barramundi perch), 2454 nucleotides long. RefSeq names its product homologous recombination factor with OB-fold (gene hrob). NCBI's taxonomy places the organism in Eukaryota, Metazoa, Chordata, Actinopteri, Centropomidae. Gene Ontology annotation, biological process: recombinational repair. The record is from RefSeq and is a predicted model, not a curated record. The transcript is spliced from 10 exons. Bases 227 to 2077 code for a protein of 616 amino acids.
UCUUACGUCAUUACGUCGUGUUUGAACGUGGCGGCGCGACACCGAGCAGCAGCCGAGAAAAAACUUUUCGUUCACUAGCUUGUUUGUUAGCAGCGUUUCCUCGUCGAAGCAAAGCUAUAACGAAAAAAGGACGCGAAAAUAUAUUUAUACGCGGUUAUUGAAUGGCAUUUGGUGUCUUACUGAGCUUGUACAAACCGAUCAAUAACGGGUUUCAUCGCGAUAUUCAAUGACUGCGAUGACCUGUAAAUUAAGUGGCCUGUUCAGCAUUGGUGAGGACUUUGAUGAUGAGGACUUGCUCGGGACAGACUGGGCUGUCAGCUCGGCGUCUGGACCAGCCGAUGUGGCAGCUGCUGUGUCAUCCUGCGCGCUGCGUGCCUCUUCUGUCGCUCACAGAGAGCCGGAGAAAAAUCGCCCUCAGCAAACUGCAGAGAGAUCAGCUGCACCGUGUAAUGGCACAGCAUCAAGGGGCAGCACGCAGGCUGCUGCUGAACAAACUGUUGCUUUGGGUUUGAGACAGAUCUCCUCCUCCUCCUCCUCCUCCUCCUCCUGUUCUCCCACCCUGACUAACACUCGGCUUAAUUUGGCAUCACCACAAAGUCACACUAACGCUGAGGGGGCGCUGAAGCCCAGUGUGGCUCAGGAUGAUUUUGAUGAUUGGGAUGUUGACCUGGCAGACCUGGAUGAGUGUGAUGGCCAGAUAGGGCUCGAACCUCCUGCUCCAGCUCCACCUGUGCCCACAGUCCAGCCUUCAUCUUUAGCCAAAACGCUCCGAGCCCCGGCCUGUGGAGGGAUUCAGACACUACCCGAUCAGACCCUGAGGGAGCCUGGCGCUGCACGCCAACUGUGUGGCUCAUCUAAUCAUAACCUACCUCCACGGACCCUUUCCGCUGCUGCUCCUGUACGAUCUCCAGCUCCCCGCCCUACUUUCCCAUCAACCCCCCCACAGAGUCCUGGUGUUUUCCGUGGCCUCACUGCCACUUCUCCUGCCCCCAGCCCCAUUUCCAGGACACUCAUCAGGCCCCACCAGCCACAGAGGUCGUGGGCAACUCCAGGACCUUCCCCUCAGACCCGUACCCUUUUUGAGACGGUCUCCCCAGGUCCCUCCUCCUCGUCAACCACUCUCAGCCCUCAUCCUCUUCACACACCAGUCCUCACUAACCGCCUGGUCCAGCUGGUAUCCGCCUCCAAUAAGCUUCCUAAGAAGAGGUCUUGCUCUGAGCCUCACCGGCCCAGGACCCGACGGUUCCCCGGUCCGGCUGGACUCCUGCCCCAGCAGCCGCAGGGUCAGAGCCUGGACAACAUAGUGGUUUCUGUUCCUCAUACUCCUGCUCACGGUGCUGUCGCCCGGUUACCAAGCCAGGCUUCCAGCUCACAAACCGAGGAGGAUGAGUUCGGCGGCGGUGCCUGGGCAGCGAUGAAGGCAGAGAUGGGAUUGGACGAGAGGAACCCGUCGUGCUUCCUGCACUCCUACAGUGUGGUCAUGGUGCUUCGAAAGGCAGCACUGAAACAGCUGGCAAGAAACAAAGUGCCCAACAUGGCUGUGCUUCUGAAGAGCAUCAUCCACACACAUGCUGAUGCCAAGGCUGUGUUUAAAGACCCGACAGGGGAGAUUCAGGGAACUGUGCACCGCCGUCUCCUGGAGGACAGAGCGGAGGAGCUGAAGGUCGGAGCCGUGCUGCUGCUCAAACAAGUCGGCGUGUUUUCCCCCUCCCAUCGUAACCAUUACCUGAACGUGACGCCCAACAACCUGCUGAGGAUCUACGCCCCUGAUGGAGUCAGCCUGUCCUCCACUCAGCUCCUGCCCUUCAACCUGGAGCCGAUGUUGCAGUCACCCGCUCCGUCUCCUGCCAUCCUCCGGGAGCCGGUGUCUCGGAUGCAUCUGGUGUUUGACGAGGAGGAUGAUGAGGGACAAGAGGGUGAAAGAUCCACAGAGGGAGGUAAAGACCCUCAAGCCCCAGUGAACACAGGACCACAAGAGCCUACUGGGAAGUCAGCACCACAGGACUCAGGCUGGGAUGCAGAUGAUGACCUGGAUGAACUCCUGGGAGAGUUACCUGAGGACACCUACAGCUUUUGAUGUAACUUUACAUCAGCAAACACAACAGACUGAACAGACUGUCUCCACUGACCGGAGUUAUUUCACGACUGCCCUUUCUUUUCCUGACACCUCCUCCUUUAAAAAUCAUAAUUGUCCGACCGCUGAAGAACUUGUGAAAAUGUGUACUGUAUGUCACCUGUGUUCAUCACCCCGUUCAUAAAUACCAGAGAUGGAAUAUUCUUGAGUUAAUUUGCUAUUACUGUCUUCGCUAUGCAUCAUUGAUGGUUGAUGUGUUAGGAGAAGCAGUCACUUGAAGCCAACACGUGCUCAUUAAUUAAUUACAAAGCUCCAGAAAUCAGCCCUGUUUGAUUUCAGCUCCACGUCUUAUACUCACAUAAAGACUAUAAUUAAUCUGA